Molecule: messenger RNA, 393 nt
Organism: Gongylonema pulchrum
Lineage: Eukaryota; Metazoa; Nematoda; Chromadorea; Rhabditida; Gongylonematidae
Source: the annotation of a GenBank genome assembly
GUACUUCCUCUUAUACCGCUACAUGGUCCAGUAACGCUCGUUCGAAUUCGAAGUAUUUUGGAGGAACAUGAAAGACUAUAUGGCAAUGGCGCAGAUAUCAGUAUGGUUCCGGAUCUGAAUCCUGCUCAUAAGGCGGAUUUUUACAAAACGAAAGAAAGUAUUCGGGUAAUCAGUAUGUCGUUGCCCAUCCCUGAACCGUACGAAUAUGAGCAAAGAAGAAUGCUAUCCACGACUGCUGCGCCGCCAUCUGCUCAAAAUAUAUCCCAGGAAGAUGGAUCAACGCCUCCGUGGGAUACAAGGAAUAAAUUCGUCGAAAGUGUAAGGAAAAUGCUCGCAGAGCGAACAGUGGAUACUACUGCAUCUCCCCGUGGCGCGCGGCCACGUAACGAGUGA